Molecule: messenger RNA, 2794 nt
Organism: Hibiscus syriacus
Lineage: Eukaryota; Viridiplantae; Streptophyta; Magnoliopsida; Malvales; Malvaceae
Product: U-box domain-containing protein 6-like
Exons: 6
Coding region: 239-2554 (771 amino acids)
Biological process (GO): protein ubiquitination
Cellular component (GO): nucleus; cytoplasm
Molecular function (GO): protein binding; ubiquitin-protein transferase activity
Source: RefSeq, a predicted model, not a curated record
UGAAAACACACCUUUUCCCUCUCUCUACUCUGAGAAAGUCACUGUUUUCGGCCGACGAAGUUUUUAACCCUAAAACCUAAAUGAACAAAGAAAUGGAGUCGCCGGAAUCCCAGAUUCCCUGUUUGGGUCUUCAUAUUUUUCUCUAAAUGCUCUUUUAUAUGAAGAAGCCUCCUUGGAUGUCUCCAUUUUUUCCGUUGGUAUAGAUUUGCGUUUUAGUACUUGCUGUGGAUGCUAGAUUAUGGAUGAGGUUGAAGAGAACUUAGUUGUGGCUAGUGAUGCCAAGUUACAUGGAGAAAUGUGGAAGAUACUUUCUGCAAUUUAUUGCAAAAUCAUAUCCAUAUUCCCGUCAUUGGAAGCAGCACGGCCUAGGAGCAAAUCUGGCAUUCAGGCAUUAUGCUCAUUGCAUAUGGCACUAGAGAAGGCGAAAAAUGUCCUUCAACACUGUUCAACAUGUAGUAAACUUUACUUGGCUAUCACUGGAGAUUCUGUUCUUUUAAAAUUUGAGAAGGCAAAAUGUGCUCUUAUCGACAGUCUUAGGCGUGUAGAAGAUAUAGUUCCUCAGUCCAUUGGAUGUCAGAUUUUGGAGAUUGUAAGUGAACUAGAGGGGACUGUUUUCUCACUCGAUGCAUCUGAGAAGCAAGUUGGCGAUGAAAUGAUUACAUUACUCCAGCAUGGGAGAAAAUUUGAUGAAGGUAAUGACAAUAAUGAGCUCGAGUUGUUUCACCAGGCUGCUAUUAGACUUGGUAUAACUUCCUCUAGAGCAGCCCUAACAGAAAGAAGGGCCCUUAAGAAGCUUAUAGAGAGAGCUCGUGCAGAGGAAGACAAGAGGAAGGAGUCUAUUGUGGCUUAUCUUUUGCACCUCAUGAGAAAAUACUCCAAAUUGUUCAGAAGUGAGGUUUCAGAUGAUAAUGAUUCUCAGGGUUCGACGCCUUGUUCCCCCACUAUUCUAGGUUCUCUUGAGGAUGGAGGGGAUGCUGGUAAUGGCCAGGCAUUUGAGCGACAUUUAUCGAAGCUCAGUUCUUUCAAUUUCAAGCCAAAUAUUAAAAGAUUUGGGCAGAUGCCCCUUCCACCUGAAGAAUUACGAUGUCCGAUAUCAUUACAGCUCAUGUAUGAUCCGGUCAUAAUCGCCUCUGGACAGACAUAUGAAAGGAUCUGUAUUGAGAAAUGGUUUGGUGACGGCCAUGACACAUGCCCGAAGACUCAACAGAAGCUCCCACAUCUCUCUCUGACUCCUAAUUACUGUGUUAAGGGUCUCAUUGCUAGUUGGUGUGAACAAAAUGGACUUCCUAAUCCUGAUGGUCCCCCGGAGUCUCUUGAUCUUAACUAUUGGAGAUUGGCCUUGUCCGAGUCUGAGACUGCAAAUUCAAGAUCCGUGAAUAGUGUCAGUUCAUGUAACCUAAAAGGGGUUAAGGUCAGUCCUUUAGAGGAGAGUGGUACCAUUGAAGAAGUGGAAGGAAAUGAAGCUGACAAUGAGCCUCCAUGCCCUCAGGAAGAAGUUUAUGAGGUUAAUGUGCUAGAGAGAUAUCAGGAUUUGCUAUCUGUUCUGAAUGAAGAAGAGAACAUGAGGAAAAGAUGCAAAGUCGUGGAACAAAUCAGGAUUUUGCUGAAAGAUGAUGAGGAGGCCAGGAUUUUUAUGGGGGCUAAUGGCUUUGUUGAAGGAUUGCUGCGAUUUCUAGAGUCAGCUGUGCGUGAAGGGAAUGCAAUGGCUCAGGAAACCGGGGCAAUGGCACUCUUUAACCUCGCCGUCAACAAUAACAGAAACAAGGAAUUGAUGUUAGCAGCUGGAGUGAUUCUGUUGCUGGAAGAUAUGCUUUCCAACUCCAAUGCCAAUGAAUCAGCAACGGCUCUCUAUCUUAAUCUCUCUUGCCUUGAGCAAGCCAAGUCUAUCAUAGGCUCAAGUAAGGCUGUCCCAUUUUUAGUCCAGCUACUUGGAGGUGAGACUGAUCUGCAAUGCAAGCUCGAUGCACUUCACACCCUAUAUAACCUCUCUACCAUGCACUCUAAUAUCCCGAGCCUUCUUUCUGCCGGCAUAGUCAAUGGCCUACAGCCACUUGUGGUUUCCGGUGACCAAGCUUGGACAGAGAAAUCUAUUGCAGUUUUACUAAAUUUAGCGUCAAGUCAAGCUGGAAAAUCCGAGAUAAUGUCAGCAUCUGGUCUCAUAAGUGGUCUAGCAUCUGUUUUGGAUGCUGGGGAAUUGAUUGAGCAAGAGCAAGCCGUUUCAUGCCUUCUACAUCUUUGUAGUGGAGACGAGAAAUGCAGUCAAAUGGUUCUACAAGAAGGUGUGAUUCCAGCAUUGGUAUCAAUAUCCGUGAACGGAACGACAAGAGGGAGGGAGAAGUCACAAAAACUUCUGAUGCUCUUUCGUGAGCAGCGGCAACGAGAUCAUCUUCCAGCACAAGCAGACCCAAGUAUAGAAACCAGUGAGGAUCCCAUGCCCACACCAGCAGCGGCUCAAGAAUCCAACCCACAGUGUAAGUCGGCAUCGAGGAAAAAAAUGGGGAGAGCCUUGAGCUUUCUAUGGAAGAGCAAGAGCUACUCUGUUUCCCAGUGUUAAAAGUGUUUGCAAGCUAAUGUAGAUUUCCCACUGUAUCUUCUUUUCUAGUUCUCAUGUCCUGUUCCAAUGGACAGUAUUUUCUCUCUCUUUUUUUUUUUUUUUUUUGGGGGGGGGGUUAUAAUAGAGAAGCAGAAAUGUACAGGCCCUUUGUAUUCUAAGGAUUUUUGGCUUCUUUUUUUUUCAAGUUAUGGAUAGGAAGUACAUGUAUUUUAUGUAUGCCAUAAUUAAGGGUUAGAUUCA